GAAACCCUAAUUCGUCUGCUCCCAAGAGAACCCUAAAUCGUCUACUCCACUUGUAGAGAGAGAGAGAGGAGAGAGGAGCGUGAGUAGAGGGAGUAGCAAUGGUUUCUGGUUCAGGGAUCUGCGCAAAGGUGGUGGUGGUGGACGCCAGGCACCACAUGCUCGGCCGCCUCGCUUCCAUCAUUGCCAAGGAGCUAUUGAAUGGGCAGAGAGUGGUCGUUGUGAGAUGUGAAGAGAUCUGCCUCUCUGGUGGCUUGGUCAGGCAGAAAAUGAAGUAUCUCAGAUUCUUGAGGAAGAGGAUGAAUACUAAGCCCUCUCAUGGCCCUAUCCACUUCCGUGCUCCCUCUAAGAUCCUAUGGAGGACCAUCAGAGGGAUGAUCCCUCACAAGACAAAGCGUGGAGCUGCUGCUCUUGCCAGGCUCAAAGUUUAUGAGGGAGUCCCCCCACCAUAUGACAAGACCAAGAGAAUGGUUAUCCCUGAUGCUCUCAAGGUUUUGAGGCUUCAACCUGGACACAAAUACUGUUUGCUUGGUCGCCUGUCAUCCGAGGUUGGCUGGAACCAUUAUGACACAAUCAAGGAGCUGGAGGAGAAGAGGAAGGCUAGGGCCCAGGUGGCAUAUGAGAGGAGGAAGGAGUUGGCGAAACUCAGAGUUAAAGCUGAGAAAUCUGCUGAGCAGCAGCUUGGUCCUAAGCUUGAAAUCCUUGCCCCAUUGAAGUACUGAUUAAUCACUCUUUUUUCUUUAAAACAAUUGAAGGGUAGUUUUUGAGUGUGUAGUUCUCUAAAACAUUUGUCAUGAUAUUGGAGGGGCUUGUCUUUGCAUGUUGCUUGUUUUUUAUUUUUCAUUUGAUUCUAAGGUACCAACAAUUUUGACUCGUCAUAUUAAUCAUCUAUCUUUUGUAGACUGAAAGGCUUGCAUUUUAUUUGACACUUCUUGGUGGCCUCCAAA
Molecule: messenger RNA, 944 nt
Organism: Amborella trichopoda
Lineage: Eukaryota; Viridiplantae; Streptophyta; Magnoliopsida; Amborellales; Amborellaceae
Product: large ribosomal subunit protein uL13w
Biological process (GO): negative regulation of translation; translation
Cellular component (GO): cytosolic large ribosomal subunit; ribosome
Molecular function (GO): structural constituent of ribosome; mRNA binding
Source: RefSeq, a predicted model, not a curated record